Ipomoea triloba (trilobed morning glory) is the source of this 851-nucleotide messenger RNA. RefSeq lists its product as uncharacterized. NCBI's taxonomy places the organism in Eukaryota, Viridiplantae, Streptophyta, Magnoliopsida, Solanales, Convolvulaceae. The record is from RefSeq and is a predicted model, not a curated record. The transcript has a single exon. The coding region runs from base 65 to 661 and encodes 198 amino acids.
CGCAACACAACACUCCCAUCUCCCAUCCCUUCCAUCUUCAAUCUCCAAACCCUCCAUCACCGCCAUGAAAAAGCUUUACCGGAAAGGCACAGUUCACCCAACGCCGCCGCUAAUCUCCGACCACCUCGCGUUUUUACCAGCCGCAAUCUUGACGCUCGCCGCCGCUCUCUGCCAAGAAGAUAAAGAAGUCUUAGCCUAUCUCAUCUCCUGCUCUUCUGUUAACUCCGGAGGGAGGAGAAAAGCCGCCGGCGCCGCCGCAUGCGGCGGCGCCGGCCACCCGCCCUGCUUCAACUGCAACUGCUUCAGCUGCUACAUGAGCUACUGGGUGAGGUGGGACUCCUCGCCGAACCGGCAGCUCAUCCACGAAAUCAUCGACGCUUAUGAAGACGGUCUGCAGGUUCAGAGCAAGAAAAUGGAGAAAAACAAGAGAGAGAAGAGAAGAAACAACAAGGCCAACAACAAUGGCAGCAAAGGCUGCGCCACCGCCGCCGGCGGCGAGGAGAAAACUAAGGCGGAGGCUAGUUUAACCGCCGCCGAGCACCGUCGCGACGACGACAGUAGCGGCGGAGAAGAGGAGGAGGGAGACGGCGGCGAGAAAGGCGCUGUGAGAAGGAUUGUUAGCUUUUUAGGAGAGAGAAUCUGGACAACGAUUUGGACCUGAAAAAUCUCUGGAGGUUCAUCAUCUUCGUCUUCGUCUCCUUUUUUUUUUCUGGGUUGUGUAAAAUACGGCCAUGUAAAAUAUGCCUGGUUUUGAAUCAUCAGCUGCAGCUCUCUGAUUUUUCUAAUCUUGUAUAAAGAAUGUGAAUUAAUCUGCAAUUUCCCAGAAAUAAAAAAGUUUAAUCUUUAUGUGA